Aspergillus ibericus CBS 121593 is the source of this 1266-nucleotide messenger RNA. RefSeq lists its product as uncharacterized. Gene Ontology annotation, biological process: transmembrane transport; metal ion transport. Bases 1 to 1125 code for a protein of 374 amino acids. Gene Ontology annotation, cellular component: membrane. The transcript has 8 exons. Lineage: Eukaryota; Fungi; Ascomycota; Eurotiomycetes; Eurotiales; Aspergillaceae. The record is from RefSeq and is a predicted model, not a curated record. Gene Ontology annotation, molecular function: metal ion transmembrane transporter activity.
AUGUCCGACGGCAUUACGAUAUACCAGGAAGAAGGAACCGGUCAGUGGCUCGAGCAGAGGGCGUCCCUGUUAGACUUGAAUAUCGAGCGCCUAGAAAAGUCGCUCAUUAUAUUCGCCAAACCCGAGAGUCUUAGACUCCAGUACAGCCACUUCUUUCCUGAGGCGUUCGCGCCCGUCAUUUGCACGGACAUUAAUGGUUCAUUCUUCUGCGAUGAUGUCCUCGACGACAAUGAUAACCUCAUCAAACAUGCUAAUUGGGCAGUGUCCUGGUCCUGCUUCAAAAUCAAAUUCGUUGAUAACCCACGUAUUUACAAUUGGGUCCAGCCCGCCAUCUUCAUGAUAUGGUUCCCGGACACACUCAAGCAUGUCAUUUUUAUUAUUGACCAUCCGCUCUCACCAGGCGAACUCCUCCCGCUUCUGCCUACACAGCGAGCAACCCGCAAUCCGUAUACUUGGCACGCUGCGUUUGCGGGCACCAUGAUGGGUCAAUACGACAAAUCGUUCUGGGGGCUGCGAAAUAUAGUGCGGGACACCGAAAAGGCAAGAGACAACCCCAACGACCUCGACCCGGGUUUUUUCCCCAAUUUGCACGACAUUGCUCGGCACGUCUUCCACUCAAACGAAACGCUUGAGAUAGCCGAGCAUACGCUGCAGAGCCUGGUGAAAGAGCAGUGCCGCUGCCGCGAGCUGUAUUCCAGUGUCAGCAAGGGCGACUGGCUCCAUAAUGAACGACUGCUGCUUUUCCGGGCGAAGCAAUUGCAUUCGUUGAAGACGAGGAGUCGGUCUUUAGCGGAGCGGUUGCACAACGAGAUCAAUCUGGGAUUCAAUCUUGUGUCCCAACGGUUUGGUAGCGAUGCCAAGUCGGAUAAUGCCAUGAUGAAGACGGUUGCGAUCGUCAGUAUGGUGUAUCUGCCAGGGACAUUUGUCUCGGGCCUGUUUGGCACCAAUUUCUUCGACUACUCCGAUGGAAAGGAGGUUAUGACGGACUCCUUCUGGAUCUAUUGGGCUAUCACAAUCCCAUUGACCCUGCUGACGAUGCUGAUCUGGGCAUGUUGGCAUUAUUAUCCGAAGAAGAAGCCGACUCCGGGGAAGAAAAGGAUGGAUACAUUUCCAGUUAAGCCUUGAUGCUCGACUACGAUCUGAUAUGGUAAUAUGAUGUUGAUACAAGUUGGAUACGAUUGAUGUAUACGAUAUAAUGAGUUACGAAUAUAUUUUGGAUGAUCAGUGUCAUUGACUUCGGAUCGUUUCCACAACAGGCAGUACCAU